Molecule: messenger RNA, 1122 nt
Organism: Rubroshorea leprosula
Lineage: Eukaryota; Viridiplantae; Streptophyta; Magnoliopsida; Malvales; Dipterocarpaceae
Source: the annotation of a GenBank genome assembly
CAAGCAAGAGUAGGAGAAAGCAAGAGAAAUUGAGGGAGAGCUCUUGUGAGAGAAAAGAAAAAGAGAAAUUGUGAGAAAUCCUUGUGUAGAUUAAGAGAGAGUAUUAGAGAGAAUUUGGGAGCUUCUAUAGAUUGAAACUAAGGGUUGAGAGCUUCUUAAGUGAGAGAACUUCCAAAUUAUUGUACUCUUUUUCUUAAUAGUGGAUUUAUUUCUCUCUUUCCCGUGGACGUAGACUUGUUGAGAGGUGUACAAGUCGAACCACGUUAAAUUGUUGUCUCAAUUUCUUUAUCACUUUCGUUUGUGUGGGAUUGUGGUGUUCGAAAUUCCCAACAAGUGGUAUUAGAGCUAUUGGUAGAGCUCCUGGUGUUGUGGCAAAAUGCAAACUGAAGUCAUGAAGUAUUCAAUUGAGUUGUUCGAUGGCAAAAAUGACUUUGCUCUAUGGCAAAGCACUAUGAAGGAUGUUCUUACUUGUCAAGGACUUGAUGCAGCUUUAGAAGAGACCAAGCCAGCUGAGGUGAGGGAUAGUGAUUGGAGCACUAUCCAAAAGAAGGCAGCAAGGCAAAUUCGGCUGGCGCUUGCAUCGGAGGUAAAAUACAACGUCCUUUCAGAGACUACUCCAAUAGGCAUGUGGAGAAAACUUGAAGAGAUAUAUGCUUCAAAAUCUUUAACCAAUCGAUUGUGUUUAAAGAUGGAGCUAUAUCAAUUGAAGAUGGCAGAAGGCACUAAUAUUCACAAGCACUUAUCUGAUUUCAACAUGAUGGUGACACAAGUAGUGAAUGCCGGGGAUGUUCUAGAAGAAGAGGAAAAAGCUUUGCUUUUACUUGCAUCCUUGCCAAAGUCUUACAAGUCCCCAGUACAGAGCAUGCUAGUGGGUAAGACUACCUUGGUGAUGAAAGAUGUCACAUCCAUGUUGUUGGAGAAUGAUAAGUUUCUUGGGGAGGAUGAUGGUGCCAAUCAAACUAAUGCUUUGGUGAUGGAGCACUCUCGGGGAAGAUCCAAUGGACGUGGAGGUGGAGGAAAUCGAGAAAGGUUGAAAUCCAGACCUAAGAAGGAUUAUGGUGAAGUGUAGUGUUUUUAUUGUGGUGAAUUGGGUCACAAACAGUAUAAAUGCCCAAAGUUUAA